AUGCCUUCGUACGCUAUUACUGGUGCUGCAAGAGGUCUAGGCCUUGAGCUCGUCAAGCAGCUUUCCAGCAACCCUUCCAACACCAUCUUCGGCAUCGUCCGUAAUCCCGACAAUGCCAUCAGUCUAGCCUCGCUCGCCAAGCUUAACCCCAAUGUGCACAUUAUCGAAGCAGACGUGGGAAACCCCGAGCUGCUUGCGUCCGCCGCCACGGCCGUGUCUAAGCUCACAGGUGGUGUGCUAGACAUCCUGAUCCACAAUGCUGCCGCCACCGAUCUCGCAACACUCUCGCUGCCACCGUCGCAGCUACCGGUAGAUGCGGAAUUGCUGCACAAGGCAUUCAAGGAUACACUGGACACGUCUGUAUUUGGUGCGAUCAUGGUUACCAACGCGUUUCUGCCCCUCGUGCGUCGAGGGAAUGAGAAGAAAAUCGUUCACAUUUCCAGCGGCAUGGCAGAAAUAGACCUAAUCAAGAAAACGGGAAUUUCAUAUGGCGUAGCGUAUUCGGCUGGCAAGGCCGCGCUGAAUGUCAUUGUGGCUAAGUACGCCGCCGAACUGGCACCGGAAAGUAUCAAGGUCUUAGCGUUGAGCCCAGGCUGGGUAGACACUUAUGAAGGACCCAUCCCGAUUCCACGUGAGCUGCGAGACGCUACCGAAAAGAUGCUUCAAGAAUUCCAGAAAGUUGAACCAAAUUUGAAGGGCCAGCUAUCAAAGGAGGAGAGCGUGCGGGAUCAGAUUGACGUGAUUCAGAACAAGCUGGAUAUGAGUCUUAGCGGAGCGUUUGUGAGCCACCAUGGAAAUAGUCAUUGGUUUUAG
This is a messenger RNA of Talaromyces proteolyticus, 813 nucleotides long. RefSeq lists its product as uncharacterized. Gene Ontology annotation, molecular function: oxidoreductase activity, acting on the CH-OH group of donors, NAD or NADP as acceptor. Bases 1 to 813 code for a protein of 270 amino acids. NCBI's taxonomy places the organism in Eukaryota, Fungi, Ascomycota, Eurotiomycetes, Eurotiales, Trichocomaceae. The transcript is spliced from 2 exons. The record is from RefSeq and is a predicted model, not a curated record.